GGAAAGUAACACCAGAACUACAUCAACAUGUUGUUGUCUAAGUUCUUGCUUUUCCUCUUCUUCUCUUCUAUGGCCUCUUCCUCCUCCGACGACUUCACUGAUUUCGUCUACGGCGGAUGCUCACAGCCCAAGUACGCCCCUGCCUCCCCUUACAAAUCCAACAUCGAAACCCUCUUCACCUCCCUCGCCAACUCCGCCGCCUUAUCCUCCUAUGCCAACUUCACCUCCGCCGCCGCCAGCGGCGCUCCGGAGGCCUACGGCCUCUUCCAGUGCCGCGGCGACCUCCCAGUCUCCAACUGCGCCGCCUGUGUCCGCUCAGGCCUUUCCCAGCUCUCCGCCCUUUGCCCCUCUGCCGCCGGCGCCGCCGUCCAGUUGAGGGGAUGCCUCCUCCGCUACGGCAACGACUCCUUCCUCGGCAAGCCCGACACCGCCGUCCUCUACAGAAAGUGCUCCUCCUCCUCCGCUUACGGAGGAGGACACGGUGGCGGAGACCCAAGCCUACAGCUCUCCAUGCGCGACGCUGCGCUUGCUGCCCUGCUGGAGAGCGGAGGCAGAAGCUACAGACUCGGCACCGCCGGGGAAGCGAAGGCGGUUGCGCAGUGCGUCGGUGACCAGUCGGGGAAGCAAUGCGACGAGUGCACAGCGGCGGCGUUGGCGCGGCUUAGGGAGGCCUGCGGCCGGGUCGCCGCCGCCGGCGAUGCUUACCUCGGCAAGUGCUACGUCAGGUAUUGGUCCGACGGAGUCGACACCUCCGAUGACGACGACGAUGAUGAGAUAGGGAAAACAGUGGCAAUCAUCAUUGGCCUCAUUGCAGGAGUUGCCCUUGUACUUGUCUGCCUUUCCUUCAUCAGAAAAGCAAGAAAUAAAGGUAAUCUUUUUCUUCACUUGAAUCAACUGAUUCAAAUCAUUACAGUCAAAACUUCAAUUUGCCACUCUUAUUUAAAUAUAUACAAUCAGAUAAAUAACACCUCAAUAAUUAUAAUAAUUUAAAAAAAAAAUCUUUUUGAUUCAUUGAUUUGCAGGAAAAUACUAGUGAAGUUCUUCAGGUGGCACUAUUUUCUAAGUUCUAAAUUCUUUUCCAUGAUUUUUUCUAUUUUUUUUUUUAUCAAAUUGAUAUUAAUGAGGAAGUUCCUUGAAACUAGGAUUUGAGCUGUUCUUAAGCAAAAAUUGUUCUUUUGGCUUU
This is a messenger RNA of Zingiber officinale, 1183 nucleotides long. Its product is annotated as plasmodesmata-located protein 6-like. The coding region runs from base 28 to 990 and encodes 320 amino acids. Gene Ontology annotation, cellular component: plasmodesma. The transcript has 2 exons. The record is from RefSeq and is a predicted model, not a curated record. NCBI's taxonomy places the organism in Eukaryota, Viridiplantae, Streptophyta, Magnoliopsida, Zingiberales, Zingiberaceae.